Solenopsis invicta (red fire ant) is the source of this 2369-nucleotide messenger RNA. RefSeq lists its product as uncharacterized. The record is from RefSeq and is a predicted model, not a curated record. Lineage: Eukaryota; Metazoa; Arthropoda; Insecta; Hymenoptera; Formicidae. Bases 405 to 1226 code for a protein of 273 amino acids. The transcript has 2 exons.
CUUUGUUGUAAGUAAAAUUGUUGCAAUUUAAAUACAUACAUAUAAAUGUCGUUUAUAAAGUUAUAUUUUGUUGUAAAUUUAUUUAAUAUUAAUAUUUAAUAAUAGUAAUCAUAACUUAGUUAUUAGCAUCAUUGUAAUCAUGUCUUACAUUAUAUAAGUUUAUAUAAGUUACAAACAAUUCUAACACACACAUUUUAUUAUUUCCUUUAAAAUAUCAUAAUGAUUAUUGCAGAUAUUUAUCUCAUGGUGAUAGCGCUAAAUUAAAACAUGCAGAAUUUAGAAUAGGCAAGUCAACUGUUCACAAAAUAGUAAAUGAGACUUGUCAGGCGAUUUGGAUAGCGCUACAACCAAUUGUUUUGAAACCUCCUAGUAAAGAAGAUUGGAAAUCUUUCAGCGAAGAAUUUAUGAGAAAGUGGCAAUUUCCAAAUUGUCUGGGAGUAAUAGAUGGGCGUCAUAUGAGAAUUCAGGCACCACUCAAUUCUGGAUCGACAUUCUUCAACUAUAAACAAUUUUUCAUCAUGAUGCUGCUUGCCAUCUGCGAUGCAUCAUAUAAGUUUACUUGGGUUGACAUCGGGCAAUAUGGUUUUAUAAGUGAUGGUAGAGUGUGGGCUAACACUGACUUUGCAAAUGAUAUCGCUGCAGGCAAUUUACCCUUGCCAAAUCCCACACCACUUCCAGAAACAAAUAUUCCUUUUUCCUUUGUGUUUAUUGGUGAUAAAGCUUUCCCACUUUCAACAUAUAUGAUGCGGUCCUAUCCUCGUAAAAAUCUGACUGAUGACAUGAGGAUUUUUAAUUAUCGCUUAUCACGUGCACAGCGUACGAUAAAGAAUGCCUUUGGAAUUUUGACUGCACAAUGGCGUAUCUUAUACAAACCCCUUUGUAUGUCGACAACCAACAGUGAAAAUGUGAAGGCUCUCAUCGGUCUACAUAAUUUUAUUAUGUAUGGAGACGAACAAGAAAAUAUGAACAAUCGUCAAUAUUGUACAACAGAUUUAAUUGAUACCGAGAAGCGUGAUGGUAGUAUUAGAGAAAGACAGUGGAGACGGCACUUUCCCCCACAUUUUGCUGAACUCGGUCAAUUAGAUGUUAACCGUGCAGAUUCUAUAACGAAAGAAAUGAGAAAUAUCCUUAAAGGAUACUUUGUUUUUCCAGUUGGUGAAGCUCAAGCUCCAUGGCAAUACGAAAACACGUUCAGAGGAGCUAUUAUUAAUCCUCUUGUGAUAUAAUUUCUUAUACAUAUGAUAUACAGAAAAAAUUUAUUAUUUCUGAAUUUAUUUUGAUUUUAUAACUUGAAGUAACUUUAUUAUAUAUUCAAAACUGGAGCGCUCGAAACAGUAACAUGCUCUAUCUAAACCGCUAAUAAUUGAUUGCAAACGGUCGCGCCAACCGCUCCGAUCCCGUGCGGUACCAUUCCGCGUCCGAUGGACACCUUGUACAUUGCCUAUGGUAAUAAAACCCAUAAAACUCUUUAAGUGCAGUGCUUCGUGAUCCGCUUAUUUAUUUACCAAAUGCAAUGCAGAUCCUCUCCUUUCCACGCCCGCAAGUGGCGAGUCAGCCGCGCUAAUUCUUUAAUCGCGCAACAACAAAACAUUGGUCCUUCGAGCCGGAUGGAGGGAAUGCAGCCUCGUGGAACAGUGGUGCGCCGUUCGCGAAACUAGAGGAAGCGCACUUCCAGGCAAGAAUUGCUCUCGUCCCGUGCACAUUUUUGGAGCGCGCAGUGCCGUCGCUUGGAACUCGUGCUCCCCGCCGUCUUCACACUUUGGAGACGCUCCUCGCUCGACGAGCGUUACGCGUAUUUUUGUGCGCUGACGUCAUGCAUGCUUUCCAGCACGACUUCCUUGAGCGCCUUCAACAAUCCUGCUUUCGUUUUCCUGUCGGACAGUGACCUGAAACGGUCAGGAAUAUUCACGGUCGAGUCGGACGAAUUUGUGCGGAGCGAUCGUCUCGUUAAGGCGUCUUCGGGGAAUGUGCCACUGUGCUGUGACUUUGAAUUCUCGCCGUUUUAGUGCUACGGUGGCGCUUAUAUCGCGUAGUGUUCUGUGCCGACAUUGCGCAAAUGUAUCGGCAGAUUCUCGUCCAUCCCACUGAUAGACGAUAUCAGCUGAUUCUUUGGCGUCGCGAUCCGACGGAGGAAAUCAAGACGUUCGAGCUGACGACCGUAACUUUCGGUACCGCUUCCGCGCCGUUCCUGGCACAACAUGUGGUUCGCCAGCUUGCAGCGGAUGAAAGUGACCGGUUUCCGUUAGCGCGAUCCAUUCUGACUACCGAGAUCUACGUGGACGACGUCAUGUCAGGCGGCGACUCUCUCGACACCGCUCUCGAAAGGCGCAAUAAGGUUCGUGUCCGUUUCUUACUGUGUCCGAUUGACA